Nilaparvata lugens (brown planthopper) is the source of this 2650-nucleotide messenger RNA. RefSeq names its product ATP-dependent RNA helicase Ddx1 (gene Ddx1). Gene Ontology annotation, molecular function: nucleic acid binding; protein binding; RNA helicase activity. The record is from RefSeq and is a predicted model, not a curated record. Bases 152 to 2359 code for a protein of 735 amino acids. Lineage: Eukaryota; Metazoa; Arthropoda; Insecta; Hemiptera; Delphacidae. The transcript has 14 exons.
CUGCUGGUGCUGAUGAUUCGAUGAUUGUGUUGUGCCUGUGAAGUAAUGAUGUCUGCUGUUUAUUAGUAUUCUCUGUGUUUUAUUAAGUAAUCCAUUUAAUAAAAUUCAUUAAACUCUUACUGGAAUUUGAAGAUUUCCAUUUUCCGAAGAAAUGGCUGCAUUUGAAGAAAUGGGAGUAUUGCCAGAGAUUGGUAAAGCAGUCGAGGAAAUGGACUGGAUGCUGCCAACAGACGUGCAAGCGGAAGCGAUUCCGCUGAUCCUGGGCGGUGGAGACGUGCUGAUGGCCGCCGAGACAGGCAGCGGAAAGACGGGAGCCUUUUGUCUGCCCAUCAUACAGAUUGUCUGGGAAACCCUCAAAGACCUCAAGGAAGGCAAGGGUGGUGCUGGGGCGGCUCCCAGUCAGACAUCGCCGCAUUGGAAGCUGAGCGUGUGGGACCGUGGCUCGGCCAUGGCGGUGACUCCGGACGGCAUGCGCUGUCAGUCGCGGGAGCAGAGGGAGUGGCACGGCUGCCGGGCAAAUAAGGGCCUACAUUCGGGAGGCAAGUACUACUACGAGGCCACGGUCACCGAUGAGGGGCUGUGUCGUGUCGGAUGGUCCACUGGCCAGGCAUCCCUGGACCUCGGAACCGACAAAUUCGGGUUCGGGUUUGGAGGAACCGGCAAGAAGUCGAACAACAAACAAUUCGACAGCUACGGCGAACCGUUCGGCAUGCACGAUGUGAUCGGCUGCUAUCUGGACCUGGACAACAUGCAGAUCAAGUUCACCAAAAAUGAGAAGGAUCUCGGCAACGCGUUCAACUUACCCAAGCAACUGCAUUCGGCCACUUUCUUUCCCGCAGUUGUUCUCAAAAACGCAGAAAUGUCAUUCAACUUUGGAGCGGAGCCGUUCAAAUUCAAGCCGUCAGGAGGGUACACGGCCUGCGCAAGUGCAGCUAAAGAAUUUGUCAAGAAUUCGGAUGUCGCGGCUGCGGCCAGCACUAGCAAGGCGAAAGUUGUCAACAAUGCCCCGCAAGCUAUUAUAAUUGAGCCUUCCAGAGAACUAGCCGAGCAAACUUACAAUCAGAUCGUGAAGUUCAAGAAAUUCAUCGAACAGCCCAGUAUUAAAGACUUGCUAGUGAUUGGCGGUGUCAACAUUAAGGACCAGAUAUCUGUUCUCAAUUCUGGGGUUGACAUAGUGGUAGGCACCCCAGGCCGCAUGGAAGACCUGAUCUCGGGCGGGCAGCUGGCUCUGACUCACUGCCGCUUCUUUGUCCUGGACGAAGCAGAUGGACUCCUCAAGCAGGGCUACACCGAGAUGAUCAACCGUCUACAUCGACAGAUACCCAAGAUCACGUCUGAUGGAAAGAGGCUGCAGAUGAUUGUGUGUUCGGCUACAUUGCAUGAUUUCGAGGUGAAGAAACUGGCCAACACCCUGAUGCACUUCCCGACAUGGGUGGACCUGAAGGGUGAGGACGCUGUUCCGGAGACAGUACAUCAUGUGGUGGUGCCUGUCGAUCCACAGGCGGACCAGGCUUGGAAGAACUACCGCAAACACGUACAGACCGAUGGCGUCCAUGCCAGGGAUAAUUGCAGUCCUAGCGCUAAUUCAGCUGAAAUGCUGUCAGAGGCAGUGAAAAUGAUGAAAGGCGAGUAUGCAGUACAUGCAAUCAACAAACACAAAAUGGACAAAGCAAUCAUCUUCUGUCGCACCAAGUUGGAUUGUGACAAUCUGGAGCGCUAUUUCAAUCAAUUAGGUGGCGGGCCUCAAAACCGUAACAACCCCUACUCGUGUGUCUGCCUGCACGGGGAUCGCAAACCUCAUGAACGUAAAUCCAAUCUGGAGAGAUUCAAAAGAAGUGAAGUGAAGUUCCUCAUCUGCACCGAUGUUGCUGCCAGGGGUAUCGAUAUCACUGGAUUGCCUUUCAUGAUCAACAUCACUCUGCCUGAUGAGAAGUCGAACUACGUGCACCGCAUUGGUCGGGUGGGGAGGGCGGAGCGCAUGGGUCUGGCCAUCUCGCUGGUGUCGCGGGUGCCCGAGAAGGUGUGGUUCCAUGGGGAGUGGUGCUCCAGUCGAGGCCGCAACUGCUCCAACACCAGGUUGACCGAUGCCGGAGGAUGUUGUGUCUGGUACAACGAGCCGAGGUAUUUGGCUGACAUUGAAGAGCACCUGAACGUGACAAUCCAGCAGGUGACUCCUGAGUUGGAUGUCCCUGUCGAUGAGUUCGAUGGUAAAGUCACUUAUGGACAAAAGAGACAGAAUCUUGGAACUGGAUAUGAGAAUCACGUGGCUCAAAUGGCUCCUACCGUAAAAGAACUAGCCAAACUAGAAAGCCAGGCUCAGCUAAUCUACCUAAAAAAGCAUCUCAAGAAGCAAGGCUAAAUUUAAGCUGACAUUUCAGAUGAAUUCGAGGAAAGAAUCUACACAUUUCACCUAAAUUUUGAUAUAAGAAUCUACUCAUAGCUGUAGCUGAAUUUAAGAUGUGAAUAUACUCAUUUCAGCCGGAGUUAAGAUUACAAUAUACACAUAAAUUGUGUCUGUAAAACAGACAUAUUCAUAUUCAUUUAUCAUCAAUGAAAAGUUAUCAGUUCAUUACUGUGCAUGCUUUAUUUAUUGUACUAGAUAUUGUAAUUCUUUAUUGUGAAUAAAGGAAUAUGAUAAUAUUAUUGUGAA